GACCUGGUCUGUGGACAGCAUUACUCUGUUGUAGUGGAGGCCAUGCACACAGGAUGCUCUGGCCCUGCCAGCACCCCCGCCUGGCUGGUUACAGAGCCCUGUGUCCCCAUGAAUCUCUCCGUCCACUACAAUGUGAGCACGGCCCAGGUGAUGUGGGCGGCAGCACGAGGUGCCAGCUCAUACUCCGUCCAGGCUGUGGCUGACCUGGGCUCGGGGGUCACCUGUAACACCAACAACACCACCUGCUCCAUGAACGGCCUGCAGUGUGGUCAGAUCUACAACGUCACUGUGAUGGCACGAAACACCGUCUGUGACAGUAUGAUCUCUGAAACUAGUCGCCUCAUGACAGAACCCUGCCCACCCACCAACGUGCAAGUCAGUAAGGCGUGUGAACAACUCACUGCGACUGUUUCCUGGCAGCAGAGUGACUUCGCUGUGGGUUAUGUCGCCUUCUUUGACAACCAAGGUGGCCACUUCGAUUCCUGUUAUGGCACAGACACAAGUACCCAAUGUGUUGUCUCAGGGCUGAUGUGUGGAACAGAGUACAACGUCUGGGUCAAGGCACUGGGUCAGCAGUACAACAGCUCUGACAGCGCAGUGGUCUCAUUUACAGAACCUUGCCAGACGAGCAGCAUCACAGCCAUUAUGGACUGUGAGGCCGACUCUGCUACAAUAUCCUGGCAGCCCAGCGUUGGAGUUGUGUCCUGUGUUACUGAGCUGACGGCUUCAUCAGGUCACACCACCAGCUGCACCACCAACAACACCAACUGUCAGCUGAGCUCCCUGCAGUGUGGAGAGGAAUACAAUGUCACUGUGAAGGCUCUGGGAAAUACUUGCAACCAAACUGCUCACAUGGCAGGACACCUCACCACAGAGCCCUGUGUCCCCAUGAAUCUCUCCGUCCACCACAAUGUGGGCACUGCCCAGGUGAUGUGGGCUGCAGCACGAGGUGCCACCUCAUACUCUGUCCAGGCUGUGGCUGACCUGGGCUCGGGGGUCACCUGUAACACCACCAACACCACCUGCUCCAUCAAUGGUCUGCAGUGUGGUCAGAUCUACAACGUCACUGUGAUGGCACAAAACCUGGCCUGCAACAGCACUUCUGAACCCUACCACCACAUGACAGAACCCUGCCCACCCACCAACGUUCAAGUCAGUAUGGCGUGUGAACAACUCACUGCGACUGUUUCCUGGCAGCAGAGUGACUUCGCUGUGGGUUAUGUCGCCUACUUUGACAACCAAGGUGGCCACUCCGCUUCCUGUUAUGGCACAGACACAAGUACCCAAUGUGUUGUCUCAGGGCUGAUGUGUGGCACAGAGUACAAUGUCUGGGUCAAGGCGCUGGGUCAGCAGUACAACAGCUCUGACAGCACAGUGGUCUCGCUUACAUCAGCUCCAUGUCUGCCCAGAGAGGUAGAGAUAGAGGUGGACUGUAUUCAUGAUGGCGCUGCCGUUGUGUCCUGGAAUGCUACUUAUGGCGCAGCAAACUUUUCCCUGACAGCCAUGGUCAGUGGAAGUCUUCUGUCACUGUGUGAAACUCAGCCGAACAGCUGUAACGUGACGGGUUUAAGUUGUGGAGAAACCUACAACCUCAACUUCACCGCCAGCAACGAACAGUGCAGCCUCAGUGCGCCGAUGCAAGCUAACCUCACAACGCGUCCUUGUCCUCCUCAGCGUGUAGAUGUGUCCCUGCAGUGUGGCUCCCACACCGCAGUCCUGUCCUGGGAGGAGAGAUCUGAUGUUGAGCUGUACGUAGCUAACGCCAUCAAGACAUCAGGAGGGCCGGUGCAGACGUGUAACUCUACAGGCUCUACGUGUCAGUUUGCCAGUCUGGACUGUGGAGAGACGUACAACUUUACCGUAACAGCAGACAGUCAAGGCUGCAGGAGCCAGGCCAGCAGCACCGUGUCCAUCCAAACAGCACCAUGCCCCCCCAGCGAUGUGACGACCUAUGCACAGUGUGAGUUUAACAUGGGCUCAGUCAGCUGGGGGUCCAGUGAUGGCGCUGAAACAUAUGUUGCUGUAGCAACUGGGCUUGAUGGCCACGCCCACCAGUGUCUCACCAACAGCACCGACUGCAGCUGGAACGACCUGCACUGUGGAGAGGAGUACACUGUUGUAGUGAGGGCAAAGAAUGGCAACUGCACAAGCCUGCCUAGCAACAGCUCCAUCAUCUAUAUGGCACCAUGCCCCCCCAGCGAUGUGACGACCUAUGCACAGUGUGAGUUUAACAUGGGCUCAGUCAGCUGGGGGUCCAGUGAUGGCGCUGAAACAUAUGUUGCUGUAGCAACUGGGCUUGAUGGCCACGCCCACCAGUGUCUCACCAACAGCACCGACUGCAGCUGGAACGACCUGCACUGUGGAGAGGAGUACACUGUUGUAGUGAGGGCAAAGAAUGGCAACUGCACAAGCCUGCCUAGCAACAGCUCCAUCAUCUAUAUGGAGCCUUGCCAGCCUGUGAACGUUUCUGCUCAGGUGCUCUGUCAGAGUGAGCAGGUCCAGAUCUCCUGGUACCAAGCAAGUGGUGUCAUGAAUUACUUAGUAACAACCACUGGGAGCCUUGGAUACGUGAAGAUCCACAACGCAACCCAGAGUAUUCCGGCAGCUACUUUACCAUGCGGACAGGACUACAAUGUGACUGUACAAGCACAAGGCAGUGACUGUGACAGCAUCCCCAGCAGCCCCGCCUUCUUCAAAACUGCACCAUGCCCCCCCAGCGAUGUGACGACCUAUGCACAGUGUGAGUUUAACAUGGGCUCAGUCAGCUGGGGGUCCAGUGAUGGCGCUGAAACAUAUGUUGCUGUAGCAACUGGGCUUGAUGGCCACGCCCACCAGUGUCUCACCAACAGCACCGACUGCAGCUGGAACGACCUGCACUGUGGAGAGGAGUACACUGUUGUAGUGAGGGCAAAGAAUGGCAACUGCACAAGCCUGCCUAGCAACAGCUCCAUCAUCUAUAUGGCGCCCUGCCCGCCUCAGAACCUGAGUGCUGAGGUCGACUGUUUGUCAAACGACCUGAUGAUUUAUUGGGAUGCCGUCAGAGAAGCAGACCACUUUUUGACAUCAGUAACUGCAGACAAUGGAGUAACCAUCGGUGGCUAUAACACCACAAACACUGCAUGUUCCAUCAGAAAUGUGACAUGUGGGAAAACAUUCAGUGUUCAUGUCACCUCCAUCAGAGGCGCCUGCAGAAGCCAGCAGAGUCAGGCCUACAGUAUCAUGUCAGCUCCCUGCCAGCCUGAGAGAAUUAGUGGCAGGCUCGAUUGUGUGACAAAUUCUGCCUGGAUAUCAUGGGACGCUGCUCCAGGGGCAGACAGCUAUACUGUGUCAGCUGUAGGUGAAGACAACUAUACAGGCAACUGCACCUCUUCCUCCAACACAACCUGUGAGGUGGAAGACCUGGCCUGUGGUUCACUAUAUAACUUCAGUGUUAUUGCUAAAAACAGCAAAUGUGAGAGUCAGCCAAGCGCCACGAUCGACCUGCAGACAGCUCCCUGCACCCUCUCUGGUAUCACAGCGGUUGCUCAGUGCCACAAUUCCUCAAUCCUCGUGUUGUGGGAUGCAGAGGGAAACACUGUGUACACUGCCACAGCAGAAGCCAGUGAUCACACCUACCUCUCCUGCAAUAAUACUGGCACUAGCUGCUACCUCCAUGGAGCCCAGUGUGGUCUCCAUUACACCAUCAUUGUUGCCGCUUCAUCAGACCAGUGCAGCAGUCUGAGGAGUCCACCAUACAGAAUAAGCAUGGAGCCGUGUCCACCCAGUAACGUGGUGGUUGGGUCAACCUGUGCGGACGACAGUGCGCUGGUGUCCUGGAGCCCCUCUCUUGUAGCUGAAACAUAUCAUGUGGUCGCAAUGGGCGCAAAUGGACAUGUGCAUACAUGCAACACCACCUCCAGUAACUGCAGCAUAUCGGAGCUCCACUGUGGCCAGCAGUAUGACAUAUCUGUGACUGCCAGCCGCGAGAACUGCACCAGCAAAGCCAGUCAAAACGCUACACUUAACACAGGUCCCUGCCAGCCAGAUGGUCUCUCAGUUAUUUCACACUGUAACAAUCAGUCCGCAUUGUUGUCAUGGACUCCCGGAGAUAACGCUGUGGACUACUAUGGCUGUGCCCAGGCCGAAAAUGGAGACAUGCUGUACUGUGAAAGCACAAAUCCCAGCUGCACCAUCCAGGGCCUUGAUUGUGGAACACUUUACAAUUUCACUGUUCAGGCCUCAGAUGGGACAUGCAACAGCUCCGUCAGUGAACCAGUGCAGAGUGGAGCAGCCCCUUGUCCCCCAGACAGUGUUGAUGUGGAGUUCUUUACGAUGCAGAAUGAAGCCCAGAUGUUGUACUUCAACUGGUCUCAGAUCACCUGUAGAGACACUGAGUAUUUGCUGGAGUUAAACGGAAGUCUGCUGGGAGAUAGCCAGGCCCUGUUUGAGAUCUCUUCCUAUUGGACAAGCAUGACGCACUUUGAGAUUCCUCUCCCCUGCGGUUCAUCCUACUGGGCUACAGUGGAGAGCAGGAACACUGGUGGUACCAGCCAGCCCUCUGUGCCGCUCAGUGGUACAACAGCUCCAUGUCCACCAAUAGCAGUGGAGUACAGUGGUAACAACACCUUUGCCACAGUUUCAUGGAACACGUCAGUGUUUGCCACCUCAUACACCGUGUACGACAACAGUGUGACGCCCAGAUCUCAGCUGUGCAGCACUGCAGGACUGUCCUGUUCUCUGCACAGCAUCACUUCCACUGACCUGGUGAUAACAGCCAGCAACACAGCUGGGGACAGUGAAGAGACAAGUGUGUCAAUCGCAGGUUCCUCAGGUCGCAGAAGAAGAGAUCUAAGUGGACACUCCCUAGAAAAUGGAGGCCUCCCAGCUCCAGUACUACAUGUCAAACAAGCACUGCCAACAGUUAUUUUCCUGGAGUGGUCUCCAGUUGAAGCUGCCUCCCAGUACAGCCUGCUCAUCAGGAAGCAGGACAGCUCCAGAGAGUCAGAGGAGAUAACGGUGCAGGGCGAGAGCAUCAUUCUCACUGAUCUGAUUCCAAACUCGGCCUACUGUUUCUCUGUGUCGGCCGAGUACACUGCAACUAGUGGACCUCAGUCGGAGCCUGUGUGUGUGCAAACAGCACAGGAGCUGUCCCAAUAGGAAAACACUUGUGUAGACACAGCUAGGGGUCUGCAAACGUCUCAGGACUCAAAUGUGGGGAUAACUGUCAAGGUGGCAGCAUUGUCAACAUAUGAGAAUGACAAAUUGUUUACCAUUUACCAAAUAACAAUAACUUUAGUUCUGUAACCUUGAUAAGAUUUCAUGUGACAUCUUUUGAUAUAACACGGGAAUUAGCAUGGGUUACAUAUAUUUACACUCAUGAGGUAUGACACUAACAUAUAUUCCAAAGAGCUCAUGACCAAAGGGUUUUAAGUUUAUCUUUUCUAUACUGUGUAAAAAACAUAUUAUCAUUUGCCUACUGUUGGUUGAAGUUACAUAUUUUAUAUCUGGGGGUUUGUUCUAUUUCAUAUAUUUGCAUUGCUUUUGUAAAUUAUGUAAUAGUCA
Molecule: messenger RNA, 5541 nt
Organism: Trematomus bernacchii (emerald rockcod)
Lineage: Eukaryota; Metazoa; Chordata; Actinopteri; Perciformes; Nototheniidae
Product: receptor-type tyrosine-protein phosphatase beta-like
Exons: 21
Coding region: 43-5136 (1697 amino acids)
Molecular function (GO): protein binding
Source: RefSeq, a predicted model, not a curated record